This is a messenger RNA of Vicia faba (fava bean), 1389 nucleotides long. The record is from the annotation of a GenBank genome assembly. Lineage: Eukaryota; Viridiplantae; Streptophyta; Magnoliopsida; Fabales; Fabaceae.
AUGGAAAUUGUUCGACCUCAUAGUCACAGGAACUUGUUUUCCAGUAACGACGCCGCACCUGCUCCAACUAUCCCCCUUUAUCGCUCUGCUCCGCCACUCGAAGUCCGACUCGAAGAUUUCGAGUCUUUCGCCAUCGAUCGCCUCCGAGUUCUAAAGGGAAUUUCUGAUGGUUUGUCACGGGGAAAGAAACCGGAUGAAAUGGAAAAAUUGGUAAGCGAACUGUGGAAAGUGAACAUGAGACAUCAGCAUGCUUCUGAGGUUUUGAACAAGGAUAUUAUAUCUCAUUUUGUUUUGCGUUUAGUGUAUUGCAGAACGGAGGACUUGAGGAAAUGGUUUCUCUCUAUGGAAUGUGCACUUUUUCGCUACCGUUUUCGUUUUCUAACUACUGAAGCUCAGAGGGCAAUCAUGGACGAAUUUGACAUAACUUGCAAGGCUGUUAACAUUAUGGAAUUUGAGAGCAUUAAAGAGAAACUGGGACAAGUUGCACGUUCCAUGGGUCAGCCUUUACCCACAGGUGAUGCAAUCUUUUACAAGGUACCAUUUGAAGAUGUUCCAGAACUUGUAGCCGGGCGUAGAGUGUUGUUAAGUCAAGGAUAUGCUUAUGUUGCAAUGAAUCAGGUUGUUUCACUUGUAGCCACUCUAUUCCGCAGUCAGCUGUCAAAGACACUCAUCCUUACAAACAGCGUUUAUAUAUGUUGCAGAAAAUGGACAUCUUCAAUCAGAGAACAGGAGAAGCAUAGGUUGACUCCGAUUGUGGAAGCCUUGUGCUCAAGUUAUCUAGGUCCUGAUUUUUCUCAGCCUAAGGAAUAUGCUGAGAUAUCUUUAAAAGACAUUGAUCAACUUGCCAAGACCUCAUUUCCUUUGUGCAUGCGUCACCAGUUUGACAAGCUGAAAGAGGACCAUCAUUUAAAGCACGGUGGGAGGAUGCAACUAGGCCUCUUUCUCAAGGGUGUUGGUUUGAACCUGGAUGAUGCACUUGCAUUUUGGAGAGCUGAGUUCUCUAAGAAGGUUGGUUUGGAGAAGUUUGAGAAAGAAUAUGCAUAUACCAUUCGCCAUAAUUAUGGAAAGGAAGGGAAGAGAACUGAUUAUACUCCCUAUUCUUGUUAUAAAAUUAUUUCAUCAACUCCCGGUGCUGGAGAUCAUCAUGGUUGCCCCUAUCGACACUUCAGUGAAGAGAAUCUAAGAGCUGCUCUCAGCAGAAUGGGGGUGAACAGUCGAGCAACGGAAGAUGUCAUGAACAAAGUGCGAAAUAGACAUUAUCAGUUAGCAUGUACCUUGACAUUUGAAGCUCUUCAUGGCGUGCCGUGUGAUGCUGGGAUUAAUCAUCCAAAUCAAUAUUUCAGUGAUAGUCAAAAGAUAUUGCACCCAAAGAAGGACUCUUCAACCUAA